AUGAUCCAGACGGGUUUCAGUUUUUCAGUCCUUUUGAGGAGCCAGCAGAAAAUGACAAAUUCUAACUGCUCUGUUUACAAUGAGGCUGUGGAAAUCGCCAUGAACAUCCUACUAAUUUUGGAAUUUUUGCUGGGACUCACAAGCAAUGCUAUUGCUCUGUGGACGUUCUACUUCCGUUUGAAAAUUUGGAAGCCACACACUGUAUACUUGCUCAACCUGGUUAUCGCAGAUGUCUUGCUGAGCAUUUGCCUGCCGUUUCGACUGGUGCUUGCUCUCAGGUUUAGCACUAUAGAGAAAUGGGAUUAUAGAGAUCUACUCUGUUCGGUAAUAUUCUUCGCACUGUCUCUUUCCCAAGCUGUCUCCAUCGCAUUCCUCACUGCUGUGGCUCUGGAUCGCUAUUUCCGGGUGGUCCACCCUAACAAUAAAACCAGCUUUCUCACAGCCAGGAAUGCUAGAGUCAUUGCGUGCUUGGUUUGGCUUUUAGCCAUUGGAUUGACUGCUGAGAUCCUGGUUGCCCCUCGAUCCAAAAACUCUACUGAGUGCUGCAGUUUCACCCUACAAGGAGAGGCCAAUUUCUACAGCAUCUGGCACGUCAUCAUAUUCUUUUUGAAGUUUCUCGUUCCCUUUGGCCUCAUUUUGUUCUGCACAGUUGGCGUCAUCAGGAAGCUGAAGAAGAGCCCCCGUGAGCUGAGCAGUCAACCUAAGCUGCAGAAAGCCAUGUUGUUAGUGAUUGCAGUGGUGGUGGUGUUUGGAGUUUGCUUCCUGCCUAGCGUGUUGGGCAGAGUGCUUGUGUAUAUUCUCCAAAGCUUUGAAAGUUGUGCAGCAUUUCGUUUUUCUGUGAAUGUAUUUGAUGUUACUAUCUGCUGGACCUAUCUCAACAGUACUUUGGACCCCAUCGUGUACUGCUUCUCCAGCCCGACUUUUCGAAGUUCCUAUAGAAAGAUCUUUAAUUCUCUAAGGAUGAGAAGAAAUGAAGUGGAACCUCAGAGCUUGGACAUUUCCAAAGAUUCUGAAAGUUGAAGCCAUUGGAAAGAUUCUGAUAAUCUCUGAUGUAUAUGCCAGGUUGGAAAGGAAACUCCCCCCAUCCCUAUUACCAGAUCUUAUCCUACAAAUGAAGGGUCUGUCAGAACUCAGCUGUUCUAAAUCCUUUCAUUUCAUUGGGCUGGAAUUCUAGUUAAACAAGUCAAAAACCUAGAUGUAACAUUAGGUAAUGUAUAUCAGUGUAGCUCCAUUGACGUAAGUGGAGAUAUGCCAAUUUAUGUCAGCAGAGGAUCUGAUUCUAUUUCUUUUUACAAAAUCUGCAGUCUUAGGGCCCCGA
This is a messenger RNA of Gopherus flavomarginatus (Mexican gopher tortoise), 1318 nucleotides long. RefSeq names its product G protein-coupled receptor 31 (gene GPR31). The transcript has a single exon. The record is from RefSeq and is a predicted model, not a curated record. Bases 1 to 1020 code for a protein of 339 amino acids. Lineage: Eukaryota; Metazoa; Chordata; Testudines; Testudinidae. Gene Ontology annotation, biological process: G protein-coupled receptor signaling pathway. Gene Ontology annotation, molecular function: G protein-coupled receptor activity. Gene Ontology annotation, cellular component: membrane.